AUGGAGGCGAUAGAAGUGGAUAUGGAGAACAGCAUGCCGUUAGUGCAACUGCGACAAAGUGGAGAACAAGGUGAAAUUUGCAAAAAUUGACUUUUGCGGUCAUUCAACCCCAAACUUGUUAACGUUCGUUCAAAAAUAUUCGUCGAACCGAAACCCCAUUAUUCAGUACACAUUCUCUAAUAUUUUAUCUAUCUUAGCGCUAGAAAAUCAGCGUUCUUCAAUAUUUCCGUGAAGCUUUUCAGUAUCCGUUCCCCUUGUUCAAUCGCGAGAAGCCGAAGAACGUCUGGUGACGAGCGCCCGUCAAACAGACAAAAUCGACGCGGACGACCUGCUCGCCCUGGCGAGCCAACUAAGCGCCGCCCGUCAACUAGUGAAGGGACGAGCGUGCGACCGUCUGAAGCAGAUCGCCGAUCAGAUGGAGCAGUUGCACAUGGCCGCGCGGGCGGUACUGGAAGACGCGCAGAGGGACGAGGAGCUGCACAAUGUGCCGUGCAACAUGCAAAAACAGCCGGGACGAAUCUAUCAUUUGUACCAAAAGUACGGAUCCACCGACAAGUAUUUUUCGAUGCUGGCGCCUGACGAGUGGGGACAAAGUCAGAAGAAAGAGGAGUUCGUCGGAUCGUAUCGGCUGGAGUAUGAUCGUAGUUGGACGCCCGUUGCCGAGAUGAAUCGGAAAGAUGAAGAGAUCGCACGACUCCAGCAGCUCCUGCAAAGAGGAGGCACCGCCCGUCUCACUUGGCAAUAA
Caenorhabditis sp. 36 PRJEB53466 is the source of this 745-nucleotide messenger RNA. The record is from the annotation of a GenBank genome assembly. NCBI's taxonomy places the organism in Eukaryota, Metazoa, Nematoda, Chromadorea, Rhabditida, Rhabditidae.